AUGGGACCCGUCCUUUUCGGCAUGCUAGAAGACAAAGAUGGGAACGUGGUUGGAACUGACAGCCAGGAGUAUGACACCCUGGGCAUUGGAGAGCAGAUAGGUGGCCCAUUGGAGGAUUUGACUGGAGCUCUCAACAACUUCAUCAAGUUUGUGGCAGUGGUGAGCUUCGUUACUAGUGUCUUUUCGAACUUCAGUUUGAUUGGUUUCUUCAAAUUCGGCCUUGCAGCUGUGACUCGUCAUGAAGCGCUGGCAAGAGAGCCUCAGGCCGCAUUGCCAGUGAAAGCCAGUGAAAAGGGCUAG
Molecule: messenger RNA, 300 nt
Organism: Cladocopium goreaui
Lineage: Eukaryota; Dinophyceae; Suessiales; Symbiodiniaceae
Source: the annotation of a GenBank genome assembly